AUGUUUGGCAAUACUCUCCUAAUUAUGAAUCUAAAAGAUGAUCAUAUGUCAAAACGUGAUCAAUGUGGUGCAAACAUUUCUCAUCUGUCGCACUUUCCAGACGAAGAAGAGUUUUUAAUAUGCCCAGGAAAAAUAUUUUAUUUUACGGGUUAUGAAUAUGACGAUCGCAAUACUAAACAUGUUAUUUAUUUAUCGUGGUCAAACUCAGAUGAUUUAUUCAACCUUCAAAGUGAUUAUGUUUGA
Messenger RNA from Didymodactylos carnosus, 243 nucleotides. The record is from the annotation of a GenBank genome assembly. Lineage: Eukaryota; Metazoa; Rotifera; Eurotatoria; Philodinida; Philodinidae.